AUGACAGCGACAGCCCCACUGCCAAUGGAUUUGUCGCAUCACUAUUCCUACACCACCAAAAAUCGGUUGGCCAGUUUUGUCAAAAGUUAUUACAAGUACUAUGCCAUCCCAGGGCUAGCCAAUUUUGCCGGAGGUUUGCCACAUCUGUCAUACUUCCCCUAUGAUACGCUGGAAGCCAACAUCGCCCGUCCAAACCGCUUGCAGCCGGAGAGUUCCGGGGACUCGAAAUCUGAACGUCUCGUCGUUCCCAAACAAUCCCAGGCCACCGACCUCCAGCAUCGGAUCGACCUGAACACUGCUCUGCAGUAUGGCACGGCGGAAGGCUAUCCGCCCCUGCUCUCGUUUCUGCGACAAUUUACCCGCGAUCACCUUCACCCCAAUGUGCCCUACGCAGAGGGUCCAGACGUUGUUCUAAGCUGUGGCAACACCGAUGGCUUUUCCAAGGCCAUUGAACUUCUUACUAAUAUCUGGAACCCCGACCGCGACUGGAUCCAGCAGCGGGAGGGAGUUCUGUGUGAGCAGUUCGCAUACAUGAACGCCAUCCAGACCGUCAAACCCAGAGGUUUGAACGUUGUUGGAGUGGCCAUGGAUGCACAAGGCAUGUGUGCCUCGGGCGAAGGAGGCCUCGCCGAUGUCCUGGAGAGCUGGGACUUCCGACGUGGUCGUCGGCCUCAUGUUAUGUACACUGUGACUAUGGGCCAGAAUCCUACCGGUGGAGUGUUACAGAUCGAACGCAAGAAAGAGAUCUACGCCCUUUGUCAGAAGUAUGACGUGAUCAUUGUCGAGGAUGAACCAUAUUGGAACUUACAAUUCCCUUCCGCUUAUGAGAUGGAAGCUCAAGCUCGUGGUCUAUCGAUCCCGAGUCCCAGAAUUAAUAAUCUGAACCAUACAUCAUCGGGUUAUCCAUUUUUGGAUGCCCUUGCUCCCUCCUAUCUAUCAAUUGAUACGGAGGGUCGAGUGAUCAGACUCGACACGUUCUCUAAAACCAUCGCCCCCGGAAGUCGACUUGGCUGGAUCACUGCGCAGCCCGCCAUUAUCGAGCGCCUGACUCGCAUCACCGAAUGUUCUACACAGCAGCCUAGCGGAUUUGUCCAAUCCAUUGUCGCUGAGAUGCUCAUGGGGAAACAGGCCGGGGAAACAAAGGCCCGUGCCUCGAAGCUGCAAGACUCUCGUGGAUGGCAGAUGGACGGCUGGGUACGUUGGCUAGAAGGAUUACGGGCAGGCUAUGAGAAGCGCAUGCAAUCCAUGUGCACUAUUUUGGAGGCCAACAAGUUUUUCGUGUCUGAAAAAUCCGAAAUAUCCUCUAAAUCUGCAGGUCAUGUUGAUGGCUGGGAGGUAGUGGAUCGAGUUCAGAUGUUUGAAUUUGUCUGGCCCAAAGCUGGCAUGUUCACCUGGAUUGAGGUUUAUUUUGAAUCCCACCCUCUGGUUUCUCAAUACGGUGCUCAAAGACUAUCCAAGGCAUUUUGGGUCCACCUUACACAAAAGCCGGUCCUGUGCUUGGUUGGUCCAGGCAGUAUGUUUGCCGCAAGUCCCGAGUCUGCCGAACAGGCUUACAAAUAUUUCCGAGUCUCUUUCGCGCCAAUGAAUGCCGAUGAUGUGGCACACUUUACACAGAGACUUGUGGAUGGUAUUCGGUCUUUCUGGCAGCGCAAUAGCCUGGAUGGCUUGGAGAAUGAUGAGACUUUGGAAAUGCAGAUGCUACAGAUGGGCCCAGGAGUUAACCUCUUGGGCAGCGGCUGCUAA
Messenger RNA from Penicillium verhagenii, 1743 nucleotides. Its product is annotated as putative aromatic amino acid aminotransferase. The record is from RefSeq and is a predicted model, not a curated record. The transcript has 3 exons. Gene Ontology annotation, biological process: biosynthetic process. Gene Ontology annotation, molecular function: transaminase activity; pyridoxal phosphate binding. Bases 1 to 1743 code for a protein of 580 amino acids. NCBI's taxonomy places the organism in Eukaryota, Fungi, Ascomycota, Eurotiomycetes, Eurotiales, Aspergillaceae.